Xiphophorus hellerii (green swordtail) is the source of this 3832-nucleotide messenger RNA. RefSeq names its product ninein-like protein. Bases 1 to 3657 code for a protein of 1218 amino acids. Lineage: Eukaryota; Metazoa; Chordata; Actinopteri; Cyprinodontiformes; Poeciliidae. Gene Ontology annotation, biological process: microtubule anchoring at centrosome. The transcript has 24 exons. Gene Ontology annotation, cellular component: centrosome. The record is from RefSeq and is a predicted model, not a curated record.
AUGGCUCACGUUGCGUCAAACGGUGGAGGCGUCUCCAAACCCGUUAACCAGGAACCUGCUGGAGAUGUCUCGGUACAGCAGUCCCACCCACGCUACGAACCUCCCAGGAAAACCCAUUUUUCGCAGUACCUGAAAGAGGUACUGGUGCAGCACCGCCUGCUGACCAAUCAGCAACUGGCAGUGUCUACAGGUGGGCGGGGCCAGAAGGAGCGCCACGUGCUGCAGGUGAACAGGUGUUUCUCCUCAGGCAGCUGCAGUAUGAUAUUCUGCAGAACCAGGCCGGUGACCCAGCGGGUCGGCAUGGACCAGUGUCAGGUGAUUAUCCAGGCCAAGCUGCAGAACCAGAACCAGUGGUUCUCCUCAGUGUUUGGGCCGUCGGUUCAAACGUGUUUUGUAGAAUCAGUCGGAUUCAUUCAGGCGAUUCUGGUCGGGAUAAUCCAGAUUAGCAGAUCUUAUUCCUUCUUCUCUCUCUCCUUCCAGAACCAGCAGCUGGUACCGGACGGCUCGGCCCGCUCCCUGCUCACAGCCACUGUGGGCCCCAGGGUUCUGACCCGGCUGGACGACGGGUCUGGCGGCACCAGCCCGGAGCGCGUGGCGGCGCUGUGGGCCGAGGCGGGCAUCAGGAACAGCCAGCAGAUCCUGCAGAGCCUGGACUUCCCCCUGGAGGAGCGGCUCAGCCUAUCGGACCUGACCCUGGUUCUGGACAACGAGCUGCUGCUGAGCGCCAACUCUGUCCACCAGGCGGCGCUCAUCUCCUACAGGACCGAGAUCCAACAUCUGCAGGAGGCGUUGGAGCAGGCCAGCAGAGAGCGGGACAAGCUGAGGUUCGAUCUGGACCGGGCCGACCAGCAGAACCUGCAGCUUGUUCGGGAGGCGGACGACCGGCACGCCAGCAUGGAGGCGCUCAACCAGAACCGGAUCAGGGAUCUGGAGUCGGACUUCAGGCGCCGAGCUGCGGCGCUGCGGCUGCAGGCGGAGCAGGAGAACGAGGCGCUGCUGCAGCAGGGCGAGCGAGAGCGCAGCGCUCUGCGGCAGGAGCUGCUGCUGCUGCGGGGGAAGGAGGCGGAGCUUCAGGAGGAGCUGGAUUCCGCCACACAGGAGAAGCUCCGCCUGCAGCAGGAGCUCGGCGCCUUGCAGUCCGCGCUGAGGGAAGCAGAUGGUUCUGUUCAGAGGCUGCAGACGGAUCUGGACCAGCUGCUGCUACACAAGCUCGGUGGUUUGGACCCGGCCGGCGCCGGCCUGAGCCAUGAGGAACGGUUCUGUGAGCUGCUCAGAGAGUCCCAGCGCCAGUGCAGGGAGCUGCAGGACAGAAACGACGAGCUGCUGGAGGCCCAGAGGAGCUGCAGGAGGUCCUCCAGGCCAUCAGGGGGCGCCGGCAGCCAGUGCGACGCAGCAGGCGACUCGGACAUGAGGAGCAUCCAGUCGGAGCUGGCGCUGCAGCAGCUGAAGGAGAGCCACCAGGAGGCGCUGCAGCAGCUGCACAUCCAGCUGGAGACGCAGAUGAACUACUAUGAGCGACAGCUGGACAUGAUGAAGCAGAACAUGGAGGUGGAGAGAAAGGACAUCUGCCAGGCCUUCAAGGUGGAGAUCAGUGAGCUGGAGGAGCAGAAGGUCCAGGUGGAGCAGCAGCUGAAGGAGGCGCUGACUCGCCUCCAGAACCAGCAGGGGGCGGGGCUUACCGCCGAGGAGCAGCGCAGGGUGCAGCGAGAGCGGGCCGAGCUGGAGCAGAACUACGCCAGAGAGAUCGGCAACCUGGUGCAGAAGCUGAGCGCCGAGAAGGAGCAGCUGGAGGCGGAGCUUAAGCUGCACACACAGCAGGAAGUGAUGCGCGUCAGGAAGGAGGAGGCGGCCCCACGGUUCGGCCAAUCACAGGUCGGCCUGGAGGGGGCGGAGCCAGUGGAGCCGCAGGAAGUUCUGCUCCUCAGAAAUGGGUCGGACUCCCUAGACUGGAUCAGGAGCGUUGAGACGGCGCUGCAGGAAGUGCUGCAGGAGGAGCAGAACCGGACCUCACUGCUGCAGGAGGAGGUGACCCGGUUGGGCCAGGAGAACAGAACCUACAUGGUUCUGGUGGACCAGCUGUCCUCCCAGAUCGUGGAAAUGGAGGAGGAGCUGUGCUCCCUCAGCGCCCCCUCCAGAACCUCGGAGCGGAUCGACUUGCUGCAACGGGCCCUGUUGGACUCCCAGAACCAGCUGAGCAGAACCCAACAGAACUUUGAGACGGAGAAGAGGAGGCUGGCCCGGCAGCUGGUGGAGCUGGAGGACCUGGUUCUGGAGCUGGAGGUCCGGACCGACUGGGAGGACCAGGCCGACCGGACCGGACCUCACAGGGCCCAGCUGGAGGCGGUCCGGUCGGAGAAUGCGGCUCUGCAGGAGAGGCUGAAGGUUCUGCAGCAGACAGUCCAGAACCUGGAGGAUGAGUCUGAGAAGAGGAGGAGGAGGCAGCAGGAGGUGGAGGAGGAGCGGGAGACAAGCAGAGAGGAGGAGGAGCAGCUCCACAGAGAGAACUCCCGGUACCGUGAGGAGGUUCUGGACCUGAGUGGCAGGAACCUGCAGCUCAGCAGCGACAACGGCAACCUUAGCAACCGUCUCCAUAGCGAGCAGGAGAUGGUCCGGAUGCUGCGGGAACGCCUAGCAACCGUUACCAAGGAACAGGAAGAGGAGGGGGCUGCUGUGAGGCGGCUGGAGGCGGAGCUUAGCAAUGUGAAGGCGGAGCUUAGCAGGAUGAGGGCGGAGCUUCAGAUGGUGGCGGAGGAGAGGGAGGAGCUGCAGAAAGACGGGGAGCAGCAGAAACGCUACGCGGAGCAGCAGGCGCAGCAGCAGGCGCAGCAGCAGGCGCAGCAGCGUGUCGCCGCCCUGCAGGCGAAGGCCGAGCUGCUGGCCGCCACACAGGAGAAUCUGGGCCACGCUCAGGAAGUGUCGGAGCUCCACAGGAAGCUGAGGGAGGCGCUCAGUAAGGUGGAGGAGCAGCAGGCAGAGGCCCAGAGGUUGAUGGAGGAGAAGACGGAGCUCCAGCAGAACCUGCAGACCCACAGACUGACGGUCCAGAACCAGGAGCUGCAGCAGCAGAACCUGAACCAGGAGCAGCAGAACCUGAAGUCCAGAUUGGACCAGGCGGAGACGGCGCGGACACAGGCAGAGGAGCAGGCGCAGCGGGCGGAUGUGGCGCUAGGCGUGGCCAAGGCGCAGCAGCUGCGGUGGCUGCAGCAGCUGCAGGAGCAUGCGGGCGGCAGGCAGCAGCUGGAGCAGCUGCAGGCGGAGCUGCGGGCGGAGCAGGGGCGGAGCCAGCAGCGACAGGCGCAGCUGGAGCUGCAGCUGCAGCAGAGCAGAUCCCAGGCCAGCCUGAAGCAGGAACAGUUCAAUAGAGCGGAGGCAGCGCUGCAGCAGCGGGCCGCCGGCCUGGAGGCGCAGCUGAAGGCGCUGCGCAGCGUGCUGCAGGACAACGUGCAGCAGCUGAAGGAGCAGAUGGAGCGGAGCAACAAGACCAGCAGUGCACUGAAGGAGCUGCACCUGCAGAAUACGCAGCUGCUGGCGGCGCUGCAGGUCACAGAGCUGCGGCAGAAACAGGCAGAGAAGAAGAACGACCAGCUGGAGGACAAGGUCACAGCGUUGGGGGCGCUGCUGAGGGAGGUGGUGGCCGCCACCGUGACCUCCAGCUGACCUCUAGUUGGGAGCCGAUGACCUUCAGCAAGGAGGCAUCCAAUCAGAGCUGAGGAUCGUCCAAUCAGAGCUCACCUCCUGGCAUUUUUAGCUGCUCUGGUUCCAUUCAGACAUUUGAAGCUGAUUUUUCUCUAAAUGGAGGUUGUUUUUUUUAUUUGUUUUUAUUUUCUUCAGA